Molecule: messenger RNA, 6731 nt
Organism: Rhopilema esculentum
Lineage: Eukaryota; Metazoa; Cnidaria; Scyphozoa; Rhizostomeae; Rhizostomatidae
Molecular function (GO): calcium ion binding
Source: RefSeq, a predicted model, not a curated record
UCUCUUGAACCAAAACGUUUUUUCAAAUUAAGUUUUAUUCAAUAUUCUAACUUGCCUUCAGGUAGAUAAGACUAGAUAACAAUCCAUGAUUAAGUUUAUGGUAUCUUGGCUAUUCUAUGCAUUGAAGAUAUUGAAUCAGAAAUGAAUCACCGGACCAUUGUAUCUCUUUAAAUACCUGUUGGUUUGCCUUAUGCAGCAAAAACAUAACAGUUUAAGAUAUACCAACAUUUCAUGCCAACAUCAUGCAGUCAGGUACAAACUUGUCUUCCGUACAGUACACAAAUUGAGCUUAUCUCACAUACAUUAAUUCGUAUUGGCCCAACUACUGCGAAUUAUUCAUGAUGCAAAUUUGCUCCGCCAACUUGUUGCUGAUGGUGAUUUCUGUAACAGUAAAAGGAGAAAUACUUCGUUUACCAUGCAAAACGUUUGCAAACUUUUCUGUUGUGCUUCAUGGUCACUCACUCGAUGCUACAUAUCGCACUUUGGAAAACUUGGACGAGCAGAUGUGUAAGACUGAAUGUAUCAUAGAAGGUCAAUGCAAGUCUAUAAACAUAAACAAGGAUUUGGGGAUUUGCCAGUUGAAUGACAAGUCGGCACAAAAUCCCAAUGAUCGUGUCAAAACGGAUGCAAAAAGCGGUUGGACAUACUUUUCUACUCGCUACGAUGAAAAGCAUAUUGGUGAGCUUUGUAGAGCAACUGAUCCUUGCAGAACAGGAGAGCAAUGCUUCGACACAUGCACGUGCCCUGGAUAUCAAUGCAUUGAUAAUGAUGAGUGCCGCACGGGAGCUCAUAGUUGUCAUCCAAAGGCCAAUUGCAUCAAUACUGUUGGCUCAUUUUCAUGUAAAUGUAACGCAGGAUUUUCUGGAGAUGGAACAGUGUGCACAGAUAUUGAUGAGUGCAGCACGGGAGGUCAUGGUUGUCAUCCUAAUGCUAUUUGUACCAAUAAUUUUGGCUCAUUUUCAUGUCAAUGUAACGCAGGAUUUUCUGGAGAUGGAACAGUGUGCACAGAUAUCGAUGAGUGCAGCACGGGAAGUCAUGGUUGUCAUCCUAAUGCUAUUUGUACCAAUAACGUUGGCUCAUUUUCAUGUAAAUGUAACGCAGGAUUUUCUGGAGAUGGAACAGUGUGCACAGAUAUUGAUGAGUGCAGCACGGGAGGUCAUGGUUGUCAUCCUAAUGCUAUUUGUACCAAUAGCGUUGGCUCAUUUUCAUGUAAAUGUAACGCAGGAUUUUCUGGAGAUGGAACAGUGUGCACAGACAUUGAUGAGUGCAAUGCUGGUUUGCACAACUGUCAUCACUACACUGGCUCCAAAUGCAACAACACAAUUGGUGGAUUUUGGUGUGAAUGUUUUCCAAAUCAUCUGAAAAUUGGAAAAGCUUGUUUGGAAAAUGUCGCAGUGAAAAAGACUUCAUCUCAAUCAUCAACAUUCACAGACAGCCAGGCAAGGGCGCUGGCUGCAUCUUUUGGAAAUGAUGGAGACCUGAGCGCAUGGUGGGGGACCAGUGCUGUAACAUUAACUGAAUAUUUGCCUUGGUGGCAAGUGGAUCUCGCAAGAGUAGUUGUGGUGAUAAUGGUUAGAAUCAAAGUCUGCAUGUACGAUUGGGACAUGAUUAAUCCAUUUAAUGUCACUGUUGUCAAUAGGGAAACCGCUAGGUUCAGCACCAAAUUCUGCGUCACCAACGGGAGAUUGAGUAAUUCUUCGAUUGCAAGGUUCAAUUGCACAAUUUUACCGUUUGGUCGUUACGUUACAGUGUUUGUCAAGAGACAGGAUCAAUUGAGAAUUGCUGAGGUUGAAGUUUACGAAGCAACAAAUAUCGCAUAUAAGAAGCCGUCCUCACAUUCGUCAACAUCUACAAUACAAGAAAUUCCAUUGGUUGCCAGCUUCGGGAAUGAUGGUGACAGAACUGGGGAAUGGCAGAGGUGCAGUAUCACAUUGAAUGACAUAUUACCCUGGUGGCAAGUGGACCUUGCAAGGCAAGCUGCAGUCACAUUUAUCCGAAUAAAGAAUGGUGCAACUUGGGGUACAGAUAGAAUCAAUCCAUUCGAUGUGAGUGUUGGGGACGAUAAGUCAAAUGGCGGACGAAACAAUACACUAUGUGUGAAAGAUGGAACAUUGGCAAGUGGUCAAACGAAAAGGUUCAUUUGUCCGAGCCUGUUGCUUGGUCGGUACGUGACUGUGUUCUUGAACAGGCAAGAGAUUCUUCAAGUAUGCGAGCUUGAGGUUUAUGAAGGCCUUACUGGAUGAAUGUUGCCUAGCCUCUGAGAAGCACUUCUUUCUGGUAAAGGAACUGUUUUGGUGAGUCGCUAUAAAAGGAAAAAUAUGAAUUUAUGCAAAAAGGACAUCGAUUUUCCCAUAUGAACGGCUCAGUAUUUUACGAACUGCGUGUAGAUAAAUAAAUUAAUCAUAAGAAAAGGCUUCUUUUUAAGGUUCUUGGUUGAAAGAACUAACUCAAAGUGGUUGUAAAUGUUUUUUCUGUUUACCUUAUAAACUGCACAUUAAAAAUAGGUUUUAUUUGAAAAAGACAUUUUCGGCAAUUAUGGCAUAUAAAAAUUACCAUAGUUUUUAAUGAUUAUUUGAAUUGUAGAAUCGGAAAUUUGUUACACGUGAUUCGAAUAAGUGUAAUAAUGGAUUUUGAAGUUAUGAAUCACAUCUUACUAUGUUGAAUGUGUAUGAUGCACACUGUAUGCGUUACUUCUUAGUUCAUUAAAUAUGUUUUCCUAAAGUUAAGUGGAUUCAUAUACCUGUCGAUCAUACAUUGUCGUUGUUUCAAUGCCAAAGUGUAUGGAGUAACGAAGCUGUUAAUGUCUUUAUCAAAUGUUAGGAAGUCCCUUAGACUUAAGGGUAACUUUCGGAAUUAGAGAAACCAGAAAUCCCAUGCUCCUGUCCGCAUUCGGUGCAACGCCAAUCACUAGGCUGACGAGGGGAUUAAAGUUUAGGCCCCACCCGUUCUGCUGUCAAAACAAACCCUUUUACCAGCAGGGAACGCAAAUUUUGCCAAUGUGAGAUGCUAGAGAGGAGCGUAUAGUACAUUUCAGAGUUUUUAAUUAGGCUUUUGAUAAUUUAGUUUUUCUUCGUGCCUUUUUUACUGAGAGGCAGUGGCAUACUUUCACCUUCAAAAUUGGGGUGAUAUUAAACGGUCAUAAAAUGUUAAAUUCACCACCGUAGAACAAUAUUUCCUUGUGGCAAGUGAAUACAAAAGUAAAACAAUAUUUCACGUUUUCUUACUGGCAAACGACCUUAACGACCAACUAAAGAUUUCAACAACAAGCUCAUGGAAAACUUGGGGAUGUCACCCCCCCCCCCCUUUAUAUUUCCUCAUCUGGUUGCUAAAUUUUAAUGUUUGGCAGCCUGAGCCAGGCCGAAAACCAACGAUAUAUCUAUAAACCUAUUCGUUUAUUCGUGUACCGGCUUUUUGCUUCAUGCAGCUUUCAUUAUUUGAGCUUUCGCUGCAAAUUUUAGGAAAAUUUCCAAAAGACCAGGGGCCUCUUAGAAACUACUGCCGUGCUUGAUUGACGAGUGAGCAAAAAAUUGCCGAACUCUGCAUUUCACAAAAUUGUGAUUUGAUUUAGUCUUUUGAUAUGGUUUCAAAGUAACCUUGCAUGGAUAACCAAAAUAUUCAAAUGAAAUUUAUCAUCGAUGUCGAAUUUAAAAUUGCGACUAUCCAAGAUUGAGUAGCUACAUUUUCAUACAGAAAAGAGAAUCAUCUUACAAAAUUAAGUUACUUUUAGGGCAUCCAACUCGAUUUUAUAGAUAAGAUAGUGCCCACCGCUUGGCUAGAUAGAAAAAAGUUCUAAUGAAUUGCUACUCAAAGCCUAGGAAUCACUUUAUAAACUGAAAUGACAUACAAACUUUUGAAGAUUGAAGAUUAUAUUGUAAAGAAUUCAUAUGAACGAAUGUAUACGUGGGAGAGAUGGCCAAUAACAUCAUAUAUAGCUGAAUGGUUGUCCUGUUUACUAAAGCAGAAUAUUUGUAAUUAGCUGAUUUGGAUGGUUGCUUUACGCUUUUAUAAAAGACCUAAAAGACGUAGUACGACAAAAUCUCAACAAACUCAGUGGCCCACUUGCAGCAGAACAGAUGUGACAAGAAAGUCAUCGAAAUAUCAAGAAAGAGAGACGAGGAAAAAGGUCACGUGGUUUUUCUGUGCUCAACUUCCUUGCAACUCAUUCCUUUUUUGACAGUUUCCAAAGGACAUAUCAAAACAUUUUUUUGAAAACAUUAAAAGAUGCUCGAUUGUAAUUUAAACUAAAGGAAAUUUUGUUCCAAGUUUUUCGAGAGUAUCUAAGCCGUAGCUGUGAAUUGUUUCUUUCAAACCUUCCAUUCCACUUGAUGAAAUAUCAGAACAAAUGAUUCUUGAAGACUUCCUAUAGCAUUAGUUUCAAAACAGAGUGAAUAAAACCCUGGCACUUUUUUCUUCUGCAUUUUUCAUCAGCUCUUGGCAACGAAUUCUUUGCUUGACUAGCAGUGUUCUUACAUGCAACGCUUCCCUAUUCCAGUUUGCAUUGACGCCUAAACAUAACUAUAAACGUGCAAAUAAAAAUGGCCUUUUAAAGGUAUCGUUGCAAGUACCAGUGCUAAUUACACAACAUCAUUCAUAAACCUAGCAUGGCUUACGCAAACUGAGCUUCAACCACCUCGUAGGUCAUUCAUUAUUUAUGCUAAAGAUGAAACCCAGUGGUCGUAGAUUUCCGCACUGCUUUACAGACAAAAAAAUAACACAAUCCUCGUUGACCUUUAAAGCAGCGCUAUGGUCAUUGGAUGUUUUAUCACACAACAUUUCACAUACACUAAAAAUGACUUAAUCAUAUGACUCAUAGAAGAAUUAAUAGCAUUUGAUACUCUCUAAUCUUUUACAUAGUGUUUGUUUUCUCACUUGUUAUCUACGUUUUCCUGAUUGUGCCUUGAAGUACGCUUUCUGACAAUGUUAACAAGGUAAACUUUUAUUCAAUUCUGUUACCUUUACUCUCUACUUGUUUGAAUCUGUCUGUUUGUGUGUUUGAAAAUACUGUACUGAUGCAGGGAGAUUGCAGCAAAAGGAAGGAGGUUGAUAAGAUUAAGUAGUGCACGCGUAGAUUCCACCUUUGGCACGCGUAGAUUCCAUCUUUUUUAAAUACCAACAUAAGUAACUAUCAUUGUCUUUCUGAAUGUCCACUGUGAAUUUCAAAUUUAGAGAUAUUUUCAUAAAAUCAGUAGCAACUUUAAACAAUCGUUAUAAAGCUGUUCAGUGCACCAUGAAAGCCUCUACUGCCCCAAAAAAAUGUAAUUUUAAGACAUUACGGUGAGGUAUGGAUCUUAUGGAUCUGCAGAGAAGAGAAUCCUGCUAAUUUUUAUCAAUUUUUCUAUCAAUCAGUGAAAAGAUUUGUUAACGUUUGCAUGUGAGAAAUGUCAAGCAUGCUUGUGGAAGAUAACCCAUGUGCCACAGCAAAGGGUGCACCUCAAAAUCACUUUUUGGAAUAUACCACUUAAUAGGCCCCUUAUCAGUAAAUUCUAUCACUUGAUCUGCCCUGACCAUGUCUCUGUCAUAUAAAAGCAAAACCAAAAGAACUUUUGAUAAAAGAAACUAUCUGGAAUUAUAUUUGCGUUGCCUGGAGAAAAACAUUUAGGGAGCCACACCCUGUUCGCUCAUACAUUUGAACAUAGUUCAGUUCAGUUCAGUUCAGUUUCUUAUAUUUUAAAAUUCCUCUUCAUACAAUAUCUUACUACAACUGCACUGCAACUAAUUACAUAUAUUGUUCACACAUUACAUAAAAACACUUGUAAUAACAGGCAAUAAAUAACAAUUACGUAAGAUGUUAUUUGCAGGGGAGUUUCUUUAGGAGGAGCUCUCUCAGUAGAUGAACUAAUAGAGGAGAGAGCAUCCCCUUUUCUAAGAUGAUUUUAAUUCAAUUGAUCAUUUACAUGAAUGACAGAACAAUAAAUUUCGCUUCAGAAUCAAUUUUAUAGUUCUGGUUGAAUAAAAAGGUUUUAGGCUUUUGACAAAAACAGCCAACUUACAGUGAUCUUUUUAUAUCUAUAGGAAUAUUGUUCCAAAGAUUUAGCACUAAAGAACGCACAAAUCUAAUACCAGAUUGGAAAUAAUUUUUUCGUAUUAAAAAUGUCAUUUCUCUAGCUUGUCGUGUACCAUAUUGGUGAGCAUCUGACACAGAUUCAAAAAAUUGUGACACAGAUUCAAAACAUAUCAUAACGACAUUACAAUUGAAAUAAAACAGAAGAUUAAGUCUAAUUAUUUACUCAAAGUCAUGUGUCAUAAAUAAUACUAAUUGAAGAUUUUAUGUUCUUUUUUUGCCAAAGGCAUUUUUAAGUUGCCCAUAUGAUUCAGAACAACUGAAGAAAUCUUAUAAUUACCUUUAAAGACUGUCCUCUCAAAUCGUAACACUUAGUUAAAAAUAGAAAACCAUGUUUUGCUUCCGGCAAGAUCAGAAAUUUUCCGACAAAAUAGCUGCAUGGCUUUACAAGGACGUUUGGCCCCCACCGAUCCCCCGCUAUCUAGGCCACUGUAUAGAUUAUCAUAUUAUCGUACUAUAAUGGCUAUAAAAGGUUAGAGGACCAAUCAACUAUCUACUGAACUCAUCAGAUAUUCUAAUUACGGCAAUAGGUAACUGAGUUAUUAUGGUAAAGCCUGAGUUCCAGACCCCUGGCUAUAAGUCUUGGGCUCAGGCUAAUACAAUGAAGUUUGCAUUAUAAACCUCGCUUUGGGGAAGAGGUGUGAAAAAUAUAGACCAACUGAGGCCUGGU